This is a messenger RNA of Rhagoletis pomonella (apple maggot), 3680 nucleotides long. RefSeq names its product protein roadkill (gene rdx). The transcript is spliced from 8 exons. Gene Ontology annotation, biological process: regulation of proteolysis; proteasome-mediated ubiquitin-dependent protein catabolic process. Gene Ontology annotation, cellular component: nucleus; cytoplasm. The record is from RefSeq and is a predicted model, not a curated record. Gene Ontology annotation, molecular function: ubiquitin protein ligase binding. NCBI's taxonomy places the organism in Eukaryota, Metazoa, Arthropoda, Insecta, Diptera, Tephritidae. Bases 249 to 3590 code for a protein of 1113 amino acids.
AACGAAAAGUGCGUAAAAAAAAAAAAACAAAUUGAAAAAUUACAAUUUUACUAUCAACCAAACUGAGUUGCUCAACUUAAUCCCCCCUCCCCAAAAAAAAAAACCAACACAGUAGAUAAAAACAAAAAUUAAUAAAACCAUUUCCAAAAAAUAGCCCCAAAACGAAAUUCGACCAAAAUUUUUCGCUCAUCUUUGUGAAGUGUGUAUAAUUAAUUUCAUACAAAAUUGUCGCCAGGUACGACUAUAAAAUGUUUGAUCCAUUUGUGAAAAUUAAGAAAAAGCGAAAUCUAAAUGUUGUCGAUGUAUUAGAAAGUGUUGGUGAAGUGGACGUCGUCACCGCCGCCGUCGAAACAUCAGAGCAGGCGCACGUUGUGGAGGACAUUGUAUUGGAAGAGCCAGUAGCAGCAGUUGAAGAGCAGCAGGAGCAAGAACAGCAACAGCAGCAGCAGCGCCUGCAACAACAAACGAAGCAACAAUUGUUGCACGACAACGACGCACAGCGAGAGCAACAACCGCUUGAGCAGCAAGAACAGCUGCAACAGCCAUCAUCGUCGCCAUACGCGCAACGUGAACAGCUUGAAAAUUGUUUUUGCAUAAGCGGUGCAGCGCUUAUUGGUGCAGGGGCAGCGUCAGCGUCAGCCACAAACACAACCCCAACUGCAGCGGAAAACUGCAACACCACCGUCACUGUGGCCAGCCCUCCCCUAUCGCCCACGACCACUACAACUGCGGCCACAAUAGCAGCCGCCGCAUCAUCCGCCACAUCACCGCUCUUGGAAGCGAUUGCCAGUAGUAGUAGUAGCAGUAGCAACAACAACAACGGCAGUUCAAAGCAAAUAAGCCGCCAAUUUGCUAGCAGCAGCAGUAGCAACAACAACAACAGCCCGAGUAACAACAAUUGCAGCCGCCUGCAACAGUUGAUUUCUACGCCACCAGUGGCAUUGCGCGGGUUACCUUCAUAUUGCAGCGUUGAUUUGCAGCCGCCGCCGCAACAACAACAACAACAACAACAACAGGCAAAUUUAGGUCUUCAAUCGGCUGCAUUGCCACAGCUGCAGUUGCAUUUGCAACAGCCGCCGCAGCAGCAACAGCAUCAGCAAGCACCUUCGGUGUUGCAGCAACAUUUGGGUCACCUAAAUUUCGAAAGUGGAGCAUCAAGUGGCAGCAGUAGUGCGACUGUGAGCGCCAGCAGCAGCAGCAACAGCAGCAGUAGUAGUAGUAGUAGUACUAGUAACAACAACAAUUGUAGCAGCAGCAGUAGUAGUAGCCUGCGAAGUAGCACAACAACAUUGCAGCGGCACUUGGCCUCGCCAAGCAACAUUCUACAGGAAGCAUUCACCAAUAAUUUGCACAGAAUUUUAAAGCGUUCACAUAGUUCCUCAACGUUGGCGUCCAGCAAUAACAACCACAACAGCACAUCCAACUCUGGCUGCCCACCGUCGCCGCCGUCUUCUUCAGCGAUCUCGAAUUCCAAUUUUGCCGCCCCAUCCUCGGCGUCCGCCUCCUCCUCUGCCUCUCUGUUUGCCAGUGUUUACGGUGGGAGCAGCAGCAGCAGCAGCAGCAACCAUAGCAGUAGCCAACACAAUCAUCACCUCAAUAACAGUAUAAUCGCCAGUCGGCUGUUUGGGCACAGCAGCAGCAGCAACAACAACAACAACAAUUUUAAUCAGAACAACAUUAACAGCAGCCUGCAACAACAACUUACAGCGGCAAGCAGCAGCAGCAGUAGCAGCAGCGUCACAGCUGGCGCUUCAGCAUCUACAUCCAGCAGCAGCAACAGCCAGCACCGCCUGUCGCACCACAAUCAUCACCAUCAUUCCGCGCUGACAAAUUCGAUAACGAAUCGUAUAAACCAAUCGAUACGGCGUCACUUGAAUCAGCAGCAGCAACAACACUUACAACAACAGUACAAUCAGCAAGCGACAAAUAACAAUAGCAACAAUAGCAACAACAAUACAACAAAUAACCACCGAAUACAGCAGCAACAACAGCAACAAAUUCCGCAACAUUCACGUUUCUCGCAACAUUCACACCACCACCACCACCACCAGCAGCCACAACAACAACAACAACAACAACAAAACAAUCAGCAUCACCACUUGCAGCAACAGUUGCAACAAUCAGCGCCGCAUCAUCAGCAUCAACACCAGAGUGGUAGCAGCAGCAGCAACAACAACAACAACAACAACAACAAUCAAUUGCAGCAGCACCAACAACAUCAUAAUCCUCAUCAUCAUAACCAACAACAGCAACACCAACAACAACAACAACAACAACAACAAUCUCCUCUGUGCCUAGUAUUAUUAGUUAAAUGUCCGAAUUCUAAGGAAUUUUGUAACGCCGCUGCCGCCAACGCCGUCGCUGCUGCCGCACAUUUCUGUGAUAAUAAAAGAUUGCCGGUGAACGAAUGUCAGGCAAGUCAAACUGCUAGAGUGACAUCUAACCUGAACGCAUCAAGUAGUACAAUGGCGGUUAGUCGAGUACCAUCGCCACCUUUACAGGAAGUAAAUACACCGGUCGCCGAGAACUGGUGUUACACACAGGUGAAAGUGGUGAAGUUCAGCUAUAUGUGGACCAUAAAUAAUUUUAGUUUUUGUCGUGAGGAAAUGGGUGAGGUACUGAAAUCGUCCACAUUUUCUGCCGGUGCUAGUGACAAACUGAAAUGGUGUUUACGCGUGAAUCCAAAAGGUCUCGAUGAGGAGAGCAAAGAUUACUUAUCGCUAUAUUUACUGUUAGUGUCGUGUAACAAAUCAGAAGUUAGAGCCAAAUUUAAAUUUUCCAUAUUGAAUGCGAAAAGGGAAGAAACCAAAGCUAUGGAAUCGCAGAGAGCCUACCGUUUUGUACAGGGCAAAGAUUGGGGCUUUAAAAAAUUCAUACGACGAGAUUUUCUAUUGGAUGAGGCCAACGGUCUGUUACCCGAAGACAAAUUAACUAUUUUCUGUGAAGUUAGCGUUGUAGCUGAUAGCGUGAAUAUCUCUGGUCAAUCAAAUAUCGUACAAUUUAAAGUACCCGAAUGUCGUUUGUCCGAGGAUUUGGGUGCGCUAUUUGAUAAUGAGAAAUUCAGUGAUGUAACGUUGGCGGUAGCCGGUAGGGAAUUUCAAGCGCAUAAAGCAAUAUUGGCAGCACGAAGUGAAGUCUUUAAUGCUAUGUUUGAGCACGAAAUGGAGGAGCGCAAACUGAAUCGUGUCGAUAUACACGACGUCGAUCAUGAAGUUCUGAGAGAAAUGCUGCGUUUCAUCUACACAGGCAAAGCGCCAAAUUUAGAAAAAAUGGCUGAUGAUCUCCUAGCCGCUGCUGAUAAGUAUGCGCUCGAAAAGCUGAAAGUGAUGUGCGAAGAGGCGCUCUGUCUUAAUCUCUCCGUAGAAACCGCAGCGGAAACUCUAAUAUUAGCCGAUCUCCAUAGUGCGGAUCAAUUGAAAGCACAAACCAUUGAUUUCAUAAAUACUCAUGCCACUGAUGUGAUGGAAACUUCUGGCUGGCAGAGUAUGAUCGCGACACAUUCACAUUUGAUUGCGGAGGCAUUUCGUGCGCUUGCCACACAACAAAUCCCACCAAUUGGACCACCACGGAAGCGUGUAAAAAUGAGCUGAAACCGCAACGGUGCAAAUAGCUAUCACAGCAACACCAACAACAACAACAAAAACAACAACAACAAUAACAAAAAUACAAACAAAAACAAA